AUGUUAACUUCUGUUGAGUUUAGCCUUGUCAGGUGUAGUUUGCGUAUAUCCCAUGGCUUAUGGAACCAAAAAGUUGCUGUUAGCAUAGCCAUUAAAAUAAGAAACAUACAAACGGAAGAUUCAAUAAAAACGAUAAAGUUUGUAUUUUGGAAUACUUCAACUUUGCUUUCGAUUCAAAGCCAAAAAUAUAUUUCCCAUUUAUGGAUUAUAAACUAUUCUUGCAAGCAUUCGUUUUUUUUUUCCAUAUCCAACAGAAAACCAUACAUGUUAAGCACUUUAGUAUUCGUAAUAGCAAGAGAGGUUCAUCAACUAAGAGAGGAAGGGUCGAAAAAAUACCAACCUUUUUACUAUUAUACGAAUUUUGCUUAUAUGUAGUUGCCAUAUUCAAGCCUCAGCUAAUUUUUCUAUUAAAGUCAUCAAUAACAACUCUUUGAACAACUGUAUUUCAAUAUUCAUAAGGCCAUUAAGGGAA
Phytomonas sp. Hart1 is the source of this 472-nucleotide messenger RNA. The record is from the annotation of a GenBank genome assembly. Lineage: Eukaryota; Euglenozoa; Kinetoplastea; Trypanosomatida; Trypanosomatidae.